GUGGAGGAGUCUGAUUCUUUUUAAGCAAACUUUUCAGUACUGCUGGUUUCCUUUCCCACUGCUGUGGAGGAUCCAGACUAAAAGGAGUUAAGAGGGACUCUCAGCCACUUCUUGUCUGAAGCACAGGUCCAGACCCAGCUGCCAUCAUGUCCAGCAAACGCGCCAAGGGAAAGACCACCAAGAAGCGGCCUCAGAGGGCCACCUCCAACGUCUUCGCCAUGUUCGACCAGUCUCAGAUCCAAGAGUUCAAAGAGGCGUUCAACAUGAUCGACCAGAACAGAGACGGUUUCAUCGACAAGGAGGAUCUGCAUGACAUGCUGGCCUCUUUGGGUAAGAACCCCUCUGAUGAGUACCUCGAAGGGAUGAUGAGCGAAGCACCGGGGCCCAUCAACUUCACCAUGUUCCUCACCAUGUUUGGAGAGAGGCUCAACGGGACGGACCCCGAGGACGUCAUCCGUAACGCCUUCGCCUGCUUCGACGAGGAGGGGUCUGGGGUGAUCCACGAGGACCACCUGAGGGAGCUGCUGACCACCAUGGGCGAUCGAUUCACAGACGAGGAGGUGGACGAGCUGUUCCGCGAGGCGCCCAUCGACAAGAAGGGCAACUUCAACUACGCCGAGUUCACUCGCAUUCUCAAACACGGAGCAAAAGACAAGGAUGAUGAGUAGAGGCACCCCCGCCUCCUCUGCCCCCCAGCAGUAGUUUGUCUUUCUGAAACAGGGCAAAUGUCAAUUAUUUCCAAUGACUGGGAUAAACUCGAUGUUUUAGACACCGGUGUGUGCCUGGGGGGUGGGGGUCUGUUUGGACUUUGCUUCAGUGUUUCUACAGAACCAGCCAUGUUUACCCCCCUGUUCUGCCAGUUUGCUACUGCCCUUUACACAAACACUGCAGCCUCUUUGUAAUGUCCUCGUACAGUUUGAAAACAAAUGAUUGUGAUAACUGUUCACACCUGUUAAUGAUUAUAAUUGUCUGAGUUUUUAUUGUUCUGUCAGCUGCUUUUUCUUGAAGGAUGAAUUGAAAAGUCUUUAAACUGCUCUGGCAAAUAAAAUGUUUGUAUCGAGUUUGGGUCGUCUCUACCAGAGAACAAUUAGGAUGAUUUCAUUCGGGCACUCAUAAUGCCAUCACUGUGUUUGGGUCCUGCAGAGCUUAAAUGCAAAAUUUGUUACCCUGUUCAGUUGGAUCAUUUUGCAGCAAUUYCCAAAWAAACAGACAURCAAGUU
Molecule: messenger RNA, 1220 nt
Organism: Austrofundulus limnaeus
Lineage: Eukaryota; Metazoa; Chordata; Actinopteri; Cyprinodontiformes; Rivulidae
Gene: myl9b
Product: myosin, light chain 9b, regulatory
Exons: 4
Coding region: 147-668 (173 amino acids)
Molecular function (GO): calcium ion binding
Source: RefSeq, a predicted model, not a curated record